Molecule: messenger RNA, 432 nt
Organism: Microthlaspi erraticum
Lineage: Eukaryota; Viridiplantae; Streptophyta; Magnoliopsida; Brassicales; Brassicaceae
Source: the annotation of a GenBank genome assembly
AUGCAAAUGCGCAAGGCUCGAGGGAUCUCAACAUCAUCACAGACACCAGAUCUUACACAGUUCUUUAAGAAAAAUGGAGGUGUUCUAUGUUCUCAGUUAUAUAUGUUCUCAAUUUCUUUAGCAGCUUUAUUAUAUGAGAAGCAUUCCAAAACACUUGGAAAUGGUCCGUUCAGGACAUUCGGCCUCUACUGGUGCUACCAUUGUCAUCGUACGGUUAGGAUUGCAUCCUCUAACCCUUCAGAGAUAGCUUGGCCUCGAUGCUUGAGACAAUUCGUCGUUGAGAUUGAGAUGAGACGGCCACUAGCUGCUUUUCCUCCUUUUGAUGCUUCUCCCGAGACUCCUCUCCUUGAAGCUCUAUCUCUUAUGUUUGACUCUCCAGCAUUGACAAUGAUAAAAAUGGCGGUUUACCUCCACCAAGAAGAACAUACGUAG